Messenger RNA from Puntigrus tetrazona (Sumatra barb), 2035 nucleotides. It is a transcript of the gene pigb, whose product is annotated as phosphatidylinositol glycan anchor biosynthesis, class B. Gene Ontology annotation, biological process: GPI anchor biosynthetic process. The coding region runs from base 139 to 1734 and encodes 531 amino acids. Lineage: Eukaryota; Metazoa; Chordata; Actinopteri; Cypriniformes; Cyprinidae. The transcript has 12 exons. Gene Ontology annotation, cellular component: endoplasmic reticulum membrane. Gene Ontology annotation, molecular function: alpha-1,2-mannosyltransferase activity. The record is from RefSeq and is a predicted model, not a curated record.
ACGUCACCGCCCAGACGCGGAAGUAGACGCGUCCCGACGUUCGGCUCGUAACGACGCGCCUCAGGACGAACGAACGAACGCAUGCGGUCGGGGUUGAAAUGCUGAAGCUUAGACCGGGUCCGAGGCUCGAGCGGAGACAUGGAGAGGAUUCGGGAGCGCUUCAAGCCGAGCGAGUCCUCGAGUGAAUCAGUGAGGCUGAGGAAGAGGAGCUCCAUCCUGUACAACACAGACGUCACGCAGCCCCAGACACCCAAAUUCUUCGGGAUCAGCGUCGCCGUUUUCUCGGUCGUGUUUCGCCUGCUCAACUGCGUCCUGGUCCAGACCAGCUUCGUCCCGGACGAGUACUGGCAGUCUCUGGAGGUCUCCCAUCGAAUGGUCUUCAAGUAUGGCUACGAGACGUGGGAGUGGAAGGAAGGCAUCCGGGGGUGUUCUUAUCCUCUCCUGUUCGCCCUGAUGUACAGACUCCUGCAUCUGAUGAACUACGACACGGUUUAUUUAUUGGUGUUUGCGCCGCGUGUUUUCCAGGCGCUGCUGGCCGCGUACGCAGACGUGAAGCUGCAUAACCUCGUCCUGCGGUGGGAGACUCCGGACGUGGCCAAAUGGACGUUUUUCUGCCAGCUGUGUUCGUGGUUCACCUGGUUCUGCUGCAGCCGGACUUUGACCAACACUAUGGAAACGGUUCUGACCACCCUGGCGCUUAGCUAUUUCCCUUUACCCGGCUCUCAAACGCAAAACAGCUGGAAGUAUCUGUCUCUGGUGUCGCUGGCCGUCGUCGUUCGCCCCACCGCCCUGAUCGUCUGGCUUCCUCUGCUCUUCUAUCAUUUCUGCGUUGAUCAGAACAAGCUGAAGCUCGUCACGCAGCGAUGCUUCCCCAUUGCGGCUCUCGCUCUGGCCGUCUCCACGCUUACAGACUCUGUGUGCUAUGGAAAGUGGAUCGUGGUCCAGUGGAACUUCCUGAAGUUUAACGUGCUGCACAACGUGGCCGAGGUUUACGGCUCUCACCCGUGGCACUGGUACUUCAGUCAGGGUCUGCCGGUCGUGAUCGGCCCGCACCUCCCUCUCGUCCUGCACGGAUGUUCUCUGGCCACCAGAAAGCACCGGAUCCUGCUGAUAACCAUCCUGUGGACCACAGCUGUGUACAGUUUGCUCGCACACAAGGAGUUCCGGUUUGUUUAUCCCGUGCUGCCGUUCUGUAUGAUAUUUAGCGGGAUGUCUCUAGCGAAGCUGCACGCGUGGAGGAAGCCUGCCGCCGCCGCCCUGCUGCUCUUCAAUCUGAUUCCUGCCUUGUAUACGGGUUUGAUUCACCAGCGGGGAGCUCUGGACGUCAUGCGCGACCUGCAGGGACUGUGUGACCCCGGCGACUCUCAGAGGUCACCUGAGCUGCUGUUCCUCAUGCCCUGUCACUCCACACCGCUCUACAGUCACCUGCACUGUCCCCUCAAAGUGCGCUUCCUCGAGUGUCCUCCAGAUCUCACGGGAAACGAGGAGUACGUGGACGAAGCCGACGUGUUCUUCUCCGACCCUCUUCACUGGCUCCGGACGUCCUUCCCGUCUCAGUCCGCCUCACCUUCACACAUAGUGCUGUUCGACUGCCUGGAGAAGGAGAUUUCGUCAUUCCUGGAGAAAAACCGAUUCGCCAAACAAGCCGAAAUCUUCCACACGCACUUUCCUGAAGGUCGAGUGGGAAGAAACAUAUUAAUAUACACCAGAGGAUCUGCACCGAACGCCCACUGAAGUUUUGUGUUUUUGCCACACUCCAGAGUAAGAUCGGGUCUGUUUUAGCUCGAAGCAGGAGGACGACCGUCAACCAAGCAGUGAAAGACUUUUAUUCUGAAGUUUUGAGUGCAACAUUAAGCAGUUUAAGUGCAUUUGUGUUCAAUUACAAACAAGGAAUGUCAUUUAGCCGAUAAGCACACAGACGAGAAGAAGGGGAAAAUAGUGCAGAUUGACACUUUAAUAACUUUAAAUAAUAUCUUCUGCUGAUCUGCAUGUUCAAAUAAAACUGGUAACAGACACCAGAUUACUUCAAAGUGCA